AUGGCCGCAAACACGAGCUCAGCAACACCACCCAGUGAUGAAGGCCUCUUCAUGAUCGACGCAAGGGCGCCUGGCGUGAUCCCAAUUCUGCCCCAGCGGAAUCACCUCUGCAACGUCGAAGAGGACUGGUCAGGCGUCACGGCACAAGCCAAGCGCCGCCGCCUUCAGAACCGCAUCAACCAGCGCGCACGGCGACAGAAGCUCAAGGAGGAGGAGAAGAAGCAGGCGGCCACCCAGACUCCAAGUCUCGACAGCGACAUACAGGAAAUCCCUCGCAACGCCGUUAGAACACUACGCAAAACGUUACCGGCCCCAGCCUGCAUGUUGGGCAAGGCGGAGAACCGCGAAAUGCUCACGAGGUUCGCCGAGCUUGCACGCAACGACUUCCUCGGAGCGCCCAACAUGAUCCACCUCGAGGACACGGUGCGAUGCAACGUCUUCCUGGCCAUGGCGCGCGUCACGACGAUUCUCAGUUUCGAUGACAGCUGGCUUGACGACGACUCCAUCUCGCCGUACAACAUGCAAGGGCCGCGGACGUGGUCGCUGGACGCAAUGCCCGCAAAUCUGUGGCCGACGGUGCUGCAGCUGGCGGUGGAACACCACCCCUGGAUUGAUCUGUUUCCCUGCCCGCGGAUGCGCGAUAAUUUCCUGCGGACUAUACAAGCCCACGGCGAGGAUGCGGUCGACGAGGACGAACUGUGUCGGGACUAUGUGGAUGCAGCAGGAGCUAAGAGGGGGUUGGAGGAUGGUGCGUCUGCCAUUGUGUGGUCCGAUCCGUGGUCGCCCCAUGGGUGGGAGCUUACGGCGGGCUUUGUGAAGAAGUGGGCGUGGUUGCUAUACGGGUGUGUUGAGCUACAGGCGGGCACGAAUGCCUGGAGGACGCGACGGGGGCUCGAGAGACUGCGAUUCCCAGGGUGCUGA
This is a messenger RNA of Verticillium alfalfae VaMs.102, 921 nucleotides long. RefSeq lists its product as hypothetical. Bases 1 to 921 code for a protein of 306 amino acids. The record is from RefSeq and is a predicted model, not a curated record. The transcript has a single exon. Lineage: Eukaryota; Fungi; Ascomycota; Sordariomycetes; Glomerellales; Plectosphaerellaceae.